UAUUAGCUUGCUCGUUACUAGAUAUGUUUAGUAGCUUGUGACCUGUUCAUAACUAAGUUACAGCCAACUCAGCUACGUGAGGGGAGGUAAAGUGGCUACGUUUGAUAGCUAGGUAGCUCUUCCAACACUUUUUUUGUCCCUGGACCAGACAAACAGUCGUAUUUCAUUGUAGCUUUACUCGGUUUUAGUAAUUUUAUCUGACUUUAUUUUUUAAUAUUGUAACACUGAAAUUGUGUGUGCUUGUAUAUGUAUGUGUACUCAUGCAUGCUUUUCUGAAUCCAACAGCAUCAUUACUUAAGAAGUACCACGGAGGUCAUGUUGUUAUCCGUAUGGCACUCGGUGGCGCCACUAACAGGCCAUUUUACCGCAUAGUGGCGGCUUACAAUAAACGGUCACGGGAUGGCAAAUGCAUUGAGCAGCUGGGAUCGUAUGACCCUCUCCCAAACAUCUACAACGAGAAACUUGUCGGUUUCAACUACGACCGAAUCAAGUACUGGAUGGGUUGUGGGGCUCAUCCAACAAAGCCUGUGGCCAAACUCUUAGGCCUGGCUGGAUUCUUCCCCCUGCAUCCCAUGACAGUAACGGAGGCAGAGCGCCGAAGAAAAGCAGCAUUGACAGAAUCAAAAGCAGAGAGUGAAGACCAAGAAGAACAAGGAGCAGAGUAGUAAACUAUUAACUGGCACUGUCUGAGCACCAUAUUUUCUUUUGGUUGUCAGUUCAAACAAACUCCUUACACCAAAUUCAUGUAAGCUUAUGAUUUGCAUUGUCUUUCUGAAUUUCCAUACAUUUUCGGUUGUCCAUGUGCUUUAUUUAGUAGCGGUCAGAAGAUCUAUGCAUUUCGUGCUGUUUUUUGUAUAAGAGAAUAAAAUUGUCACCAGUAAUCUUUAGCAUUUCAGGUUAUUUUUUAAUCAUUAAACAAUACAUAAACAUAAAAAACCUCAUUUUUUCAGGGCAAGUUUUAUUUUUAGUCACAUCAAGCAGCUAGCUGCAUCCGUAGUUCCACUGGGCACAUGUUUUAUGUCACAUGUGGUUUAUAAAUAUAUUGUACAAAUACAUGCAGAAUUUGUGUUUGCUUUUGUUGUACCUGAAACAGUGUUGCAUCCCCCCACUGUCUUUCACAACACAGUCACACUUCUCUCCAUUCACACUGCCUGGCUCGCCUCAUGCUACUGGUUGUUAUAUAUUUAAAGCUGGGUUUCCUAGUGUCCUGGACUAAAAGUGCAAAUGUUGAAAUAGGAGGAGGAAUGUGGUCAUUGGGGAUUUAUUGUCAAAAAAAUAAAUGACUAAUGUCUUCUGAUA
This is a messenger RNA of Electrophorus electricus (electric eel), 1299 nucleotides long. Lineage: Eukaryota; Metazoa; Chordata; Actinopteri; Gymnotiformes; Gymnotidae. The record is from RefSeq and is a predicted model, not a curated record.